Messenger RNA from Quercus robur (English oak), 1258 nucleotides. Its product is annotated as thioredoxin M3, chloroplastic. The coding region runs from base 274 to 600 and encodes 108 amino acids. The transcript is spliced from 3 exons. The record is from RefSeq and is a predicted model, not a curated record. Gene Ontology annotation, cellular component: cytoplasm. Gene Ontology annotation, molecular function: protein-disulfide reductase activity; oxidoreductase activity, acting on a sulfur group of donors, disulfide as acceptor. Lineage: Eukaryota; Viridiplantae; Streptophyta; Magnoliopsida; Fagales; Fagaceae.
GUAUCUACCCACUACAUAUGAAAACCCCGUUUCGUCCGUUAAUUCAACCCAUCGCCCUCACCAGAUCAGAGAAACCCAAACAGAAAAUAAAAAAGUGCACCGCCACUCUCUCCCUCUCUCUCUGUAUUAUUUUUAUUUUAUUUUUUUCAAUUUUUGGUCAUACAAAUCAAUCAGACUCAAAUCGCACCCGAGCAGCGCACACCGUUUGUCUUCUCUCUCUCUCUCUCUCAUUCAUUCUUCGCUUACUUUGUGUUGUGUUUGGUGCCCAAUCAAAUGCCUAUGGCUUCCUCUCCUUCUCUUUUAGUUUCGGCUCCGCUCUCUCUCCCUCUCCCACGCGCUCGACAACGCCCCUUCGUUUUCUCUCCCUCUCGGACCAAACCCGACCCGACCCGACCCGCCUCAUUCCCUUUCCAUUCCCGCACCUUCCCUAGGGUUCCAUCUCCAUCUCCUCAUCUCCCUCUCAAGCUUCUCUGCUCGCGCGAAUCCAAAGUUUUUUGCGGAUGGUGGAGUCAAUCUCAGGGGAAACAAAGCGAUAUAAUUUUUGCUUGUGAUACAGCAAAGCUCCAGUUACAAAAGAAUCGUGGGAGAAGUCAAUUCUGAAGAGUGAAAUCCCUGUCCUUGUUGAAUUUUAUGCGAGUUGGUGUGGCCCUUGCAGGAUGGUCCACCGGGUGAUUGAUGAGAUUUCAGUAGAGUAUUCUGGGAGACUUAAAUGCUUUGUGCUCAACACUGAUAAUGACUCAGAGAUCGCUGAGGACUACGAAAUUAAGGCUGUACCUGUGGUUUUACUGUUUAAGGAUGGGGAGAAACGUGACUCUGUGGUAGGUACCAUGCCAAAGGAGUUCUAUGUGGCUGCCAUUGAGAGGGUACUGAAAUCUUAAUCGUAGUUCUGUGCAUGACUAGAAGCUUUAAGCAAAGUCAAAUCAAUUUUCCAGUAGUACCAUAAUAUUUGAAUAACUCGAAUCUUUCAACGGGUGUCACUACCUUGGCUGUAUAUAUGUUAGAUGUUUGUUUGCUUACCGGAUAACCCACAUAGGUGCUGGACUGUUGGAAUAUGUCAUCACUAUGGUGGUGAUGUUCUUCUCCCUUCUCAGCUUUUCAUAUUUUUUGGUUGAAGAACUGGCUUGAACUUUUGAAACUACAUUUUGUAGAUAUAGGUCGUUUCUUCCUUUCAGUUUUGUAAAUCUGAACGGCAUUAAGUUCCCUAUGCACAAGUUCUGAUUGGAACUUUUUAAAGGUUGAAAGUGAUCAUAUUUGGCAA